AUGUCACGACUGCAUUCGACGGUGGUGAUUACCGACAAGAUCCUAGCCACGUGCAGGCCCACCAAGAGGUUUGACUACCAUGACAAGGCCAGCAUCACCUCGCUCGACUUUGAUGACUCGGGCCAGUACUUAAUCUCGGCUGGUAUCGACAAAUCGGUCCAGCUAUACGAUGUGCACAAAGGAACCCAUUCCAAGGACAUCAAGUCGCAAAAGUACGGGGCACACUUGGCACGCUUCACUCACAAUGCCUUACAGUAUUUACACGCGUCCACUCCUACAGAAAAGGCGGAAGUGGACCACGCCAUCCGGUUUUCUGACCUUUCCAAUAACCAGUACUUGCGGUACUUCAAGGGGCAUAAGGGCCAAGUGACGUCGAUCGAAGUCAAUCCGUUAGAAAACACCUUUUUGAGUACGGGGUACGACCAUACGGUAAAGAUGUGGGAUCUCAAGUCUUCGGCCCCCAUCGGCAAUUUGGAUAUUGGUAUGGAAUCCGUAUUGGCCUAUGAUCCACAGGGCCUUGUUUUCGCUGUCGGAUGCUCUAGCAGCGGGCAAAUUUCGUUGUACAACACUGCGUACUUCGACAAGGGCCCAUUUUUGAGAGUGAACGUGCCGGUUACCACCUCGUGGAACAAGCUAGAAUUCUCCAACAAUGGUAAGCUCAUUUUGGUGUCGACAAAUGGGCCGCUGCACUUCAUAUUGGAUGCGUUUCUGGGCCAGAUAUUGACUACUCUUGACACCAAUAGUGACCCAAUACCAUAUGGCUACCCAAGCACUGGUUCGUGUACUUUCACACCAUGUGGAAAGUUCGUGUUAGCUGGUACUUCCAGUGGAAAAGUCAGCCUCUUCGACUUGAACCAGAUCAAGUCCACCGACGGAGAUGUUCAUGUGGUUCAUGAUGAUACAAAUCCAACAAGGCUAACACCAUUUAAGGUGCUCAAUGCCAAUGGUGGUAUCCCCAAAAUUGUGGCCUUCGACCCGAAGUUGUUCACCUUUGCCACUGCUGACAAUACGGUGGCUCUUUGGCAACCGCAGGAUCGCUUGUAG
This is a messenger RNA of Suhomyces tanzawaensis NRRL Y-17324, 1044 nucleotides long. RefSeq names its product WD-repeat containing protein (gene SWD2). The coding region runs from base 1 to 1044 and encodes 347 amino acids. Lineage: Eukaryota; Fungi; Ascomycota; Pichiomycetes; Serinales; Debaryomycetaceae. The record is from RefSeq and is a predicted model, not a curated record. Gene Ontology annotation, molecular function: protein binding; chromatin binding. The transcript has a single exon. Gene Ontology annotation, cellular component: Set1C/COMPASS complex.